AUCCCCUGUCAGUAGCCAGCCUUACCAAUUCCUUUCCCCCUUUUUUUUUUUUUUUAAUCCCUGUCGUCUCCCCAUCACCCCCCCCCUUUUCACGGCAAACUUUUGGCAAUAGCAGGGAUAAUCGCUUCGUGCUCCGGUGAAUUUCUCCUCGCAAAUGUCUUUCGAGCAGGGGAGCCAUUAGAAAAAAAAAUUGCCAGAGAGCAGAGGAGAGAACCUGGGAUCCCAAUAAAUAUGCAAAGUGAAGGCUCUGCUAAGCAGAUUUCUUGCAUUGCUUCCUGGGGGUGCUGAGAGCCGCCCGGAGAAUCACCGAUUUAUUUUAUUUUAUUUUUUUUUAAUUGCACCUUGUUGUCUUUAUUUUUUUUUAAUUUAUUUUUAAUUAAAACAAUCCUAACAAUAAGGGAGCAAGGAGGCAGCGAGGCGCUUGGUGAUCGGCACAGGGAGGCUCGCCGGGAGGAGCGGAGGCGAUCUGUAUGCAAGGUGCCUAGAGCGGGGUGCGAGACAUGCAACCGGCAAGCAAGCUCCUGACCCUCUUCUUUCUCAUCCUGAUGGGCACAGAACUCACUCAAGUGUUGCCUACCAACCCAGAGGAAAGCUGGCAGGUCUACAGCUCUGCCCAGGAUAGCGAGGGACGUUGUAUAUGCACAGUGGUGGCACCUCAACAGACGAUGUGCUCGCGUGAUGCCAGGACAAAGCAGCUGAGACAACUAUUAGAAAAGGUGCAAAACAUGUCCCAGUCGAUAGAGGUGUUGGACAGGCGGACUCAGAGAGACCUACAGUACGUGGAGAAGAUGGAAAACCAGAUGAGGGGACUGGAAUCCAAAUUCAAGCAAGUGGAAGAAAGCCACAAGCAGCACCUGGCAAGGCAGUUUAAGGCAAUAAAAGCGAAAAUGGAGGAACUUAGGCCUUUGAUACCAGUGUUGGAAGAGUACAAAGCCGAUGCAAAAUUGGUAUUGCAGUUUAAAGAGGAGGUCCAGAAUCUGACGUCAGUUCUAAACGAACUCCAGGAAGAGAUUGGCGCCUAUGACUACGAAGAGCUUCAGAACAGAGUGUCAAAUCUUGAAGAAAGGCUUCGUGCAUGCAUGCAAAAAUUAGCUUGUGGCAAGCUGACAGGAAUCAGUGACCCCAUCACAAUUAAAACCUCGGGCUCCCGGUUCGGAUCGUGGAUGACGGACCCGCUCGCCCCAGAGGGAGAGAACAAGGUCUGGUACAUGGACAGCUACCACAACAACCGCUUCGUCCGCGAAUACAAAUCCAUGGCAGAUUUCAUGAAUACUGACAACUUUACCUCUCACCGUCUCCCUCACCCAUGGUCAGGCACCGGUCAAGUGGUCUACAACGGCUCUAUCUAUUUCAAUAAAUACCAAAGCCACAUAAUUAUCAGGUUUGACUUGAAAACAGAGACCAUUCUCAAGACUCGCAGCCUGGAUUAUGCCGGCUACAACAACAUGUACCACUACGCCUGGGGCGGCCACUCGGACAUUGACCUCAUGGUGGACGAGAACGGGCUGUGGGCUGUCUACGCCACCAACCAGAAUGCGGGCAACAUCGUCAUCAGCAAGCUGGACCCCAACACCCUGCAGAGCCUCCAGACCUGGAACACCAGCUACCCGAAACGCAGCGCCGGGGAGGCCUUCAUCAUCUGCGGCACGCUCUACGUCACCAACGGCUACUCGGGAGGCACCAAGGUGCACUACGCCUACCAGACCAACGCCUCCACCUACGAGUACAUCGACAUCCCGUUCCAAAACAAGUACUCGCACAUUUCCAUGUUGGACUACAACCCCAAGGAUCGGGCCCUCUAUGCCUGGAACAACGGGCACCAAAUACUUUACAAUGUCACCCUCUUCCACGUCAUCAGGUCUGAUGAGUUGUAGUCCAUCCUUGUUUAGAAACUGAUUUAGAAAAAAAAAAUUAAAAAAAGGAAAAAAGGGAGAAACGAAUUAAAAAGAAAUACUAAUAUCGAGGAAACACACUUUAAAUAAGUAAAUAAAUAAACAGCUGCCAAAAUUAAGACCAACGUCAUGGAGGAUUAUUCAGCAUAAACCUGACAGAUCAGCAUUACCUCUACAUUUCUAGAAGUCUGGCCCUGUGUUAUAGACUCACGACUAACCAUGUACUUGCAGCUGGAACUGCACCUGAAGAACCACUUAAGUUUGGGGUUUUGUUUUGUUUCUGUUCCGAUAGCAAAUCUAUAGUACAUACUAAAGCAGUAAGGCAAUGACUGUUGGAAGUUUAUCUUUGGGAGACUCGCUCUCUUCUGUGUGUGGGUUGCAUGGACAUUUCCAACAUCACGGUCAGCUGUGAUGGAUGUGUGAUUUGUAUUUCUAAGCAGAAAAGCUGACCCGUGAGGAGCUCUCGCUGUCUGAACAAGACCUAUCACAGGUUAGUUUUAUUCGCCUUCCAUUGCAGCUACUGUCUCUCAACUGUGUUCUUGUCACUUAGAUUAACUGUGCUGAGACCCGAAGUAGCUCAUGGAUCUGUGUCUUAGUAACUAUUAAACACGAUGGUUUAAGUAUGUAUUAUGAACAAGUUGUUGUACCCAUAUUGUUUGAACUUAUGUAUUCAGCAAAUAUAUUGUAUAAUGUAUGUCUGUUAUUUACCAGAGGUGGCAAAACUUUGUAUGUCCAGUUUAUGCAAUGAAUGUUGUAAAUGCAAUGAUGUAGUUUGGAUUAAUAAAUGAUGGUUUUGUUUCUAAAAGAAAAAAAAAAUCAGUGUUCACCCUUAUACACAGAUAACCAAUUUCAUGUUGAUAAUUACAAGAAUAUUCUCUUACUGUUAUAAUAUCUACAUAGCAUUAUGGUGGUUGGAAAUCGCUUCCGUGGAAAUUCUGUGGCAUCAGAUUUCCAUGGAAAGCUCUGUUUAUGGAAGUGUGAAGGUAAUUUUUUUUAAGAGGAAAACUUUGUACUAUCCACAGUUAUCUAAGGAACAAUAAAAAUAUUAGGAGACUUC
Molecule: messenger RNA, 2949 nt
Organism: Cygnus olor (mute swan)
Lineage: Eukaryota; Metazoa; Chordata; Aves; Anseriformes; Anatidae
Gene: OLFM1
Product: olfactomedin 1
Exons: 6
Coding region: 501-1874 (457 amino acids)
Biological process (GO): signal transduction
Source: RefSeq, a predicted model, not a curated record